GUGAACCGCCAUCUUCCCUCCUCCUCCCAGCUUUCGUUCAAGCAUAGUUGCUUGUUGUUCUUGUUCUCAGGGUGUCAGUCCCUGUAGUAUCCUUACCUCAAUUCUACCGUUAGUCUGCCCCUCUAGGACUUUUUAUCUGUUCUAUCUCUUUCACUCCGCCAAUCCCCCCUGCCAUCUGACUUCUGAAACUGUCCGCCUAAACCCGACAAAAUGAGAGAAGUCAUCAGCUUGAACGUUGGUCAGGCCGGUUGCCAGAUCGCCAACUCCUGUUGGGAGCUCUACUGCCUUGAGCAUGGCAUCCAGCCCGACGGCUACCUCACUGAAGAACGCAGGAAGUCCGACUCGGACCAGGGAUUCAGCACUUUCUUCUCUGAAACCGGUCAGGGAAAGUAUGUCCCCCGAACCAUCUACUGCGAUCUCGAGCCCAAUGUUAUCGAUGAGGUCCGCACUGGCACAUACCGCAGCCUCUUCCACCCCGAGCAGAUGAUCACUGGCAAGGAGGAUGCCUCGAAUAACUAUGCCCGCGGUCACUACACCGUUGGAAAGGAGAUGAUCGACCAGGUUCUUGAUAAGGUACGCCGGGUGGCUGACAAUUGCUCUGGUCUCCAGGGCUUCCUUGUCUUCCACUCGUUCGGUGGUGGUACUGGUUCUGGUUUUGGUGCCCUUUUGAUGGAGCGUCUCUCCGUUGAUUAUGGCAAGAAGUCCAAGUUGGAAUUCUGCGUCUACCCCGCUCCCACUAAUGCGACUUCGGUCGUGGAACCAUACAACUCUAUCUUGACCACCCACACUACCCUGGAACACUCUGACUGCAGUUUCAUGGUCGACAACGAGGCCAUCUACGACAUCUGCCGCCGCAACCUUGGAAUCGAGCGCCCCAGCUAUGAGAACCUUAACCGUCUCAUUGCCCAGGUGGUCUCGUCUAUCACCGCCUCUCUGCGUUUCGAUGGAUCUCUCAACGUUGAUCUGAACGAAUUCCAGACCAACCUGGUCCCUUACCCUCGUAUUCACUUCCCGCUUGCCGCCUACGCCCCUGUUGUCUCUACUGACAAGGCCUCCCACGAGUCCAACUCGGUCAAUGAGAUCACCAUGUCUUGCUUCGAGCCCAACAACCAGAUGGUCAGGUGUGACCCUCGUAACGGCAAGUACAUGGCUACCUGCCUGCUCUACCGCGGAGAUGUCGUACCCAAGGACACUCAUGCCGCUGUUGCUACCCUCAAGACGAAGCGUACUAUUCAGUUCGUCGACUGGUGUCCUACCGGUUUCAAGAUUGGUAUCUGCUUCGAGCCUCCCCAGCAGGUCCCCAACGGUGAUCUUGCCAAAGUCAACCGUGCUGUCUGCAUGUUGUCCAACACCACUGCCAUCGCCGAGGCUUGGUCCGCUCUCGACCACAAGUUCGACCUCAUGUACUCCAAGCGCGCCUUCGUUCACUGGUACGUCGGUGAGGGUAUGGAGGAAGGUGAAUUCUCUGAGGCCCGUGAAGACUUGGCUGCUCUGGAGCGUGAUUACGAGGAAGUUGCAAGCGACUCAUUGGAAGAGGAGAUUGAGGCUGAGUACUAAGUUGGGAGCUUGUGACCAGACAGGCAGCCGCGCUGAUAUGUUUGGGUACUGGAAAUAAGGCAAACUGGGUUACUGACCCUUUAAUAUCUCGAUUCCUUUCUCUUGCAUUGGAGGCGGGCCUGUUGGACGAGUAGCUUAAAGUUGAACCGUGUGGAGAUAUGGCAGCUUGGUUUAGCAGCGUGGUUUCUUUUUGCGCGAUACACUUUUAAUAUCCCCAAACAAUUGAUGAAUUCCCACUCGUUUCAAGUCC
Molecule: messenger RNA, 1807 nt
Organism: Monascus purpureus
Lineage: Eukaryota; Fungi; Ascomycota; Eurotiomycetes; Eurotiales; Aspergillaceae
Source: the annotation of a GenBank genome assembly